AUGAAAAAUAAAGAAACGGCUCAUAGGGGCGCAGUGGAGCAAGAGGGGCACCUGACGAGACCAUUCUCAUUGCAGGAGGUACAACACCUGAAGCCCGCUUUCUCACUGGCAGAGGAUGAACCUGUACCCGCCACAAGACUCGCACGUGCCGGGGACAGCUGCCGGAAGCCUCUCCAUAUAGCUCUUCAGCUCCCCGCUCUCAUGGAGGCGCCUCACCUCCUCCACCCCACCCACGUACCUGCCGCCGAUGAAAACCCUAGGAAGGGUCGGCCUUGGCCUUGGCCUCCCAGGCACGGCCAGGAUCCUCCGCAGCUCGUCCAUGAAGGCAGAGUCCAUGGACACGUCCCGCUCGUCCACAGGCACGCGGAAGGCGCGCAGGAUCGUCCGUACGGCCUUGCAGUCCUCGAAGGUGCGGCGGACGACCCGGAGGCUCGUAAAAUCAAGACCGAGUUAUCGGCGCCGGGGACUCGGAUCUCGGGGAAGGCGGUUUCGCCGCCGUCCGGAAGCGGCGGCGGCGAGGGGUGGGAGAGGGUGCGGAGGAGGGCCUUGACGCUGCGGUUGCGGUGGCAGAUGGAGGGCUGGGAGGGUGACUCGAGGGGGCUGCCGCUACCAUCUCCGGCGGCGGAGGCGGCGAAAUCGUCGGGGGAGAAGAGGGUCUGGACGUCCUUGAAGGAGGAGCAGGCGAAUUUGGGGGAAGGGGCGUUGUGGACCCGAGCUCUGGUUUUGGAUCGCCUCAGCCACAUGGGUUCAAAGUAUAUUGAAUCUGGGCCGAUUCACGGCGGUGAUGGGGGUUUUUCAGGCAGAUCGAUCAAGAUGGAAGAAGCUGGAAAAUCGGGCGAGGGUUUGGGGUUUGGGAGAGAGUCGCAGCUUUAUUCCCACCUAAACCGAAACCUGAGGAAUAUCAAUAUCGUUAUCAUCCUCGUCCUCGCACGCCACCACCACGUCCAGGUGGCCACGGCCCCGCGGCAGCUCCACCUUCGCCACAUCCCUCGCCAGCUCAGCAACUUUCCGGUCCAUGCGCUCCCUGUGGCGGGGGAACAUGCUGUUGUACAAAAGACAGCUCCCGAACGAGAUGCUGUACGCAUUCAGGCCCUUAUCGGCCAGCCACCGGAGAAGCUCACGGAGAGUCGGGUUUUCCCGGACGAUCCAACGGUCCCACACGGUCCAGCUCAUGUCGCGGUGCUUGAAGAGCUUUGGGGGCACGGGUUCGGCCAUAGAGAAAAGCGGGAGUGCCAGGUUGGCGAACGUGUUGCGAUAGUCUUCGACCUUGUGGUUAUUGUCGAUGGCUUUGUAGAGCUCGAGGCAGACGAGGCCGGUGGCCAUGGCUGUGGAGGUGGCGAUUGCGGGGAUGAUGCGUCCGGCUAUGAAUUUGGCUUUCAGCUUGUCGACUUCGGGGAUGCUGUAGUUUCGGGCGCGCAUGUUGGCGAGUGCGGAUAUUAG
Striga asiatica is the source of this 1440-nucleotide messenger RNA. Lineage: Eukaryota; Viridiplantae; Streptophyta; Magnoliopsida; Lamiales; Orobanchaceae. The record is from the annotation of a GenBank genome assembly.